AUGGAGCAGAGGAAUCAUAGUGGGAGAGUGAGUGAGUUUGUGCUGCUGGACUUUCCAGCUCCUAUGCCACUGCGAGCACUAUUGUUUACCCUUUCACUGUUGGCCUAUGUGUUGGUGCUAACUGAGAACAUACUCAUCAUUACGGCUGUUAGAAACCAUUCCAAUCUCCACAAACCCAUGUACUUCUUUCUGGCUAAUAUGUCCUUUCUGGAGAUCUGGUAUGUCACAGUCACUAUUCCUAAGAUGCUUGCUGGCUUUGUUGGGUCCAGACAGGGUCAUGGACAGUUAAUCUCCUUUGAGGGAUGCAUGACACAGCUCUACUUUUUCCUGGGUUUGGCUUGCACUGAGUGUGUCCUUCUCGCUGUUAUGGCCUGUGAUCGAUAUGUGGCUAUCUGCCAUCCCCUCCACUACCCUAUCAUUGUCAGUGGCCGACUGUGUGUGCAAAUGGCAGUGGGCUCUUGGGCUGGAGGUUUUGGCAUCUCCAUGGCAAAAGUAUUUGUAAUUUCUCAUCUUUCUUACUGUGGCCCCAACAUUAUUAAUCACUUUUUCUGUGAUGUCUCUCCACUGCUCAACCUCUCGUGCACUGACAUGUCCACGGCAGAGCUUACAGAUUUCGUUCUGGCCAUUUUUAUUCUGCUGGGGCCACUCUCUGACACUGGGGCCUCCUACAUGGCCAUUACUGGUGCUGUAAUGCGUAUUCCCUCAGCUGCUGGACGCCAUAAGGCCUUUUCCACCUGUGCUUCUCAUCUCACUGUUGUGAUCAUCUUCUAUGCAGCCAGUAUCUUCAUCUAUGCUCGGCCAAAGGCACUGUCAGCUUUUGACACUAACAAGCUUGUCUCUGUACUCUAUGCUGUAAUUGUACCACUGCUGAAUCCCAUCAUUUACUGCUUGCGCAAUCAAGAGGUCAAGCGAGCCCUAUGUUGUACUCUGCACCUGUACCAGGACUAG
Molecule: messenger RNA, 948 nt
Organism: Carlito syrichta (Philippine tarsier)
Lineage: Eukaryota; Metazoa; Chordata; Mammalia; Primates; Tarsiidae
Product: olfactory receptor 6A2
Exons: 1
Coding region: 1-948 (315 amino acids)
Biological process (GO): G protein-coupled receptor signaling pathway
Cellular component (GO): membrane
Molecular function (GO): olfactory receptor activity; G protein-coupled receptor activity
Source: RefSeq, a predicted model, not a curated record